AUCUGACAGCUGCUGCUCUGGAAUAGAUGCACUUGUUGAAUCAGGUCCCAUUCAGCCGGGGGGCACAGGUUGUGUGCUAAGUCAUCUCAAAUCUAUGACGGAUCCCUCGUAAAUGAAAACGCACUAAAAGCGACCGGACUACAUCGAUUUUAUAACCUCACGUCACCGCGAGCUGCAUUGCCAGCAGGACAGGUGUUUUGAUGUCUGCACAGCGAUUGUCUCUCUGGUCAUGCGUGCGUACUGCCCUGAGCUGCGGGGCUCUCAUGCUGGCUGCUCUGCCAGGCUUCACCACAGGCAAGAACUGCUCCCAUCCUCUCGUAUCCGAGCAUGGAGGUUUCCGCUGUGAACCCUCUCCCUGUCGCGGUUUCCCUCAAAAGAGCGUCAUUAGCUUUUUCUGCGAGCCCAGCUAUAUUCUACCCAAACCCCACCAUCGGUCAAAGUGUCAGCACGGGAAAUGGCAUCCCGCAGUGCCCGUCUGCAUGCCCCGCUCAGAAAACAUAGUCAACUCUAUCCCAAGUGUGGCUACGACUGCUAUUGGAGUGUCCAUCUUCCUUCUCACCACAACGGCCUGUUUGGUCAUCAAAUCCCAUCUAUUCUCCUGUAGGACGCAACGGCGUUCCUCGGAUCAGCUGGACCUCGUUGUAGACGGCUUACCUGUGUCUCUUCCCACAUACGAGGAGGCCAUCUACAGCAGUUGGGGCCAGCGACUCCCUCCGUUUCGUGGACCCACUCAACUCCUGCUGACCCAGGAUGCAUCAGAACACAGUCCGCUGACAUCGCUCAUACGCCCCGAUUCGAAUCACUGCACCGACGCAGCCAAUCAGAGCACGGAGACUCCACCGCCUCCUUACGAAGAGGUCCAAUCGCGAUCCAGAGAUGCUGAGAACGACAGUGGCGAGCGGCCUUUGCAAAGUGCACUUUCUGUUGAUAAAACCAACUAAUUACUGGACGUCAAUGAACUCACCCUUAGCUUUUUGAUUGUUUGUUUUCUUGCACAGGAGUCCUUGUGACUUUUCUUUCUGCCUUCGAUUGUGGACCUUCUUUGGCUUAAAUACCAGUUAAGAACUGGUGUAGAUGUUUUCGCAGUGACCUUAUUGGUCAGAUAUGUUUUGUUUUCCUGGGUAAUGCGCUUCGAUAUUGAUUGUCAAUGUUUUCACUGACCAGCUGGAGACGUGGCUACCAUGUCCCCUCUAUGAGGGGAAACCAGGUGUUUUAAGGGGACUUUUAUGAUUACUGAAUGACUUUUAUUUAAUGUAGUGCAGUCAUUCCUGUAAAAAUGAAAUGCUGUGUAGUUACAGUUUCAGGGUUAUGACUUGAGAUUUAGCAUGGAAAGAAUAUGAUUUCACCUCAUUCAGUGUUUAUAGCAUUUAGAUUGGCUGAAUGUAAUAACUGGGUUGAGAUUGUGCUUGAUGACUGAUGGAUGUAGUAUAUAUGAUUUUAUUAUAAUUGCUUCCACCUGAACAGAUUUCUGUUAAUUAUUGCGUCAACAUAGAACAGGGGAAAAAACACUUGAAGUAUGCUUGCUGAAUGGGCUUUGAAUGUUUUGUGUAUUAUUUUCGUUUUAUAUGUAACAUUUACAUCAUCUUGUAUAUAAUUCUGCAGUAUAUGUAAAUGUAAUAAAUUUUUAACUUUAUGAAAUAUUUGCUAUUAAAAAUUAUUUUAAAUCUUUA
Messenger RNA from Puntigrus tetrazona (Sumatra barb), 1670 nucleotides. RefSeq lists its product as uncharacterized. The transcript has 5 exons. The coding region runs from base 201 to 941 and encodes 246 amino acids. NCBI's taxonomy places the organism in Eukaryota, Metazoa, Chordata, Actinopteri, Cypriniformes, Cyprinidae. The record is from RefSeq and is a predicted model, not a curated record.